CAAAUGACUGAUUCCAGUACAAUCAUAAUAUGACAAAUGAACUGCCUUUUGCACAAAAUCUGCAUGUACAGUGAACUCUGUAUCUUCUAUGCAAAAGGAGCCCCGUAUGAGAUAUAUUGGAUCAUUCAUCUGACACCCAACUGCUGCAUGGAGACAGAAUGAGGAGAAACAGAUGCUGAGAGAGAUAGUGGAAAAAAACUUGAUUAUUUCAGAAACAAAGCAGAAUUUAAAACUGAUUGCAUUUACAGUUUCUUACUUCAGUAUGAGGAAGCUUAUAUAAAAUUUUCAUUUUUGCUAUAGUUCCCCUUUAACUAAAAGGUGAACCACCCCUUUAUUAAAUUUUUAAACUUUUUUUUGUUAGCUAAUCUGAAAGCUCCUUUACAUCAUAUGCUUAUGUUAUGUAAGUUAUUUAGGCAUGAAUUGUAAUGCAUACACAGAUAUACUUACCAAGUAACCAACCAUCUGGCAUGUGUCCAUCUUCAAAUUUUUGAAAUAAGGAGGACUGCCGAAGAACAUACGAGUCAUGUGUAGAACCUGGGAAUCCUGAUAUAACACUCAUUAUCCUAUGUUUACCAUCACAGACCAUCUGUACAUUUAUUGAGUGGAAGUGCUUUCUGUUUCUAUAUUGCUCUUCACCAUGGCGAGGAGGCCGCAGUGGAACAUGUGUACAAUCAAUUGCACCUAACACAUUAGGCAUUGCAGCUAUUCGGAAAAAUUCAAUUUUUACAUCAUCCCACUGUGCUCUAAUGAAUGUAUUCUUUAGCUUUAAGUGCAAUUGCUGUUAAAACAGUUUCUAAAUACCUUGAAAAGGUAGGUUGACUUAUGCCUGAAACAAUAGAUGUAACAGCCUGAAAGGAGCCUGUUGCUAAAAAGUGUAAUACAGCCAGUAAUUUUACUUGUCCAGGUACUGCAUGUGUCCGGCCAGUCAAAGGUUCAACUUUUUCUUUUAUAUUAUUAUAUAAGCUGAGUAUAGCCUCUCUGUUUAGGCGAUAUCUCUGAACUAUCUCACUGUCACUUAGGUUGUCAAGGUUAGUUCUUUCCAGAAAUAGUCUAGGCCUUCUGACUUUAACAAUAUUCUGGUGGUUGUCAGCGUUGUUGCUUCUAGAGGUUAUACUGUCUUCUGUGUAUUAUGGUUCUUCUUGCUAAUGAAAUCGAUAGGUCUGACAAAAUCAUCUCCAUUAUUCUCACCGACUACUCACUGUCCUGCGGCGAUCGUUAUGCGUAAUACGCAUCACACAGUAACGCUACGCACGCAACUACCACAAUCACGCGAGAUUUUGUAAUGUGUAAUAGAGAUAACACUGGACAACAGAAGAAUGGAGCAACAAUCUGUGUUAGCCAAAAAAAAAAAUUUCACCCUUGAGGAUCUGCAUUUUAUGGUUGACUACCUAGAUAAGUAUACAUAUGACAAUCCACCAGUUGUGAAUACGAAUGCUUAUAAGCACAAAGUUAUGGGAAAGUUAGUGCGAAUAUUAGGACGCAAGACUGGAGUUCAAAGAUCUAUAAAAGAAGUUCAAGUACGCUAUUCAGAUCUAAAAAGAAGGGAAAAGAAGCUAUAUUUACAGAUACUACAAGACAUAGGUAAGUCAACAGAAGCCAUGGAAAAUGAACCUGGUACAAGUCAAAAAACAGCAAGUUCCCAGGGUGAAACUUCAACAAAUGAAGCUGAAAAAAGCCAAACAUCAGAUACAAUUGAUUCAACAACUUCUACAAAUGCAAUGUCUUCAUCUAAAAAAAGAAACAAAAAGAAAAAACAUACAUGUGAUUGUGACAUUCACCUAACUGAAGUGAAAGAGAUAAUACAGAAAGUGGACAACAAAGUGGACUUUCUGCUUCAAAAAAUGGAACCCUUACUCAAGGUUUCUUUUGUAAUCCAGCAAGAUGCAGAGCAACAGUCACAAGUUUAGAAAAAUAUUUUAUUGUAGUCAUUACAUUUAGAUUUAUGGUGUUUUUUUAGAUAAAGGAAUAGUGACACAUUCCAUAUUUUAACACAUUCCAUAUUUUAACACAUUCCAUAUUUUAACUACAACAUGCCAACUUGGAAUAUAAACAGUGAAUUUUUUUUACAAAUUUUUUUCAAUUACACACACAUCCCCGCAAUACUUUGUUUUACUAACUCACAUCAGUCAGUAACUUCAUGAGUGACAUCAUACUUGAGGGGGUGUCAACUUGUCAAAAAUGUAGGAAUCUGCAUUCAGCCUAAUUGCACUUUUUAUAAUGAAAGUUCAAUCCACUCAGAAGGAUUUAACGAUCAUCCUGGAAUAUCAACCUUUCAUUGAGAAAGAGGAGAGCACUCAAACGUCUGUUUAGUGAUUAAUAUUUAUUCAUUCUGCUAAACACAGUGUUUAGCAGCAUGAAUAAACAUUUAUCAAAGCAGUUAAUCUGUGUUUGAGUGCUCUUCUCUUUCUCAUUGAAAGGGGGUGUCAAACUUCAGAGAGGUUGGAGGACAAUGUGGAGUGUGUCACUAUUCCUCUUGGGCAUUACCCUUUCUUUAUUUUCAUUGAUAAGAUAAUGCAAAAAUUGCAGAUAAUGCCAAACAUUUUUUCUAUUGUUUAAUUAUGUUAUCCUAUAUGUGACUGUGUUAAUAAUAACUGUAACACAACAGACCAUUGUGUUGCAUAGUUAAUUAAGGAGACAAUACAUAUUCAAAAAUUGAUAGAAACACAUAAGUAAAUUAUGUGUAUCUACAUAUUACAUAAGUAAUUAUGUUUUGAACAUAUGCUAUUGGGUAUUACCCUUCCUUUAUUUUCAUUGAGAAGAUAAUGCAAAAAUUGCAAAUAAUGCCAAAAAAGUUUUCCUGUGUUUAAUUAUGUUAAUCUACAGAUAAUUCUUUAAUAGUAACUAAAUUCUCAAAUGUGACUGUGAGAAUAAUAAGAGCAACUGUAACACAACAGACCAUUGUGUUGCCUAGUUAAUAAUUCAAAGUUGAUAUACAGGCAUAAGUAAACUUUACACAAUAAAAAUAAGUCUCUGGUGUA
Xenopus laevis (African clawed frog) is the source of this 2978-nucleotide messenger RNA. RefSeq lists its product as uncharacterized. Bases 1317 to 1907 code for a protein of 196 amino acids. NCBI's taxonomy places the organism in Eukaryota, Metazoa, Chordata, Amphibia, Anura, Pipidae. The transcript has 4 exons. The record is from RefSeq and is a predicted model, not a curated record.